This is a messenger RNA of Ceratina calcarata, 2214 nucleotides long. Its product is annotated as malectin-A. NCBI's taxonomy places the organism in Eukaryota, Metazoa, Arthropoda, Insecta, Hymenoptera, Apidae. The record is from RefSeq and is a predicted model, not a curated record. Bases 475 to 1275 code for a protein of 266 amino acids. Gene Ontology annotation, molecular function: carbohydrate binding. Gene Ontology annotation, cellular component: membrane. The transcript is spliced from 4 exons.
AUCUUCGUAAUACGCUAAUUAAGACCGAUCGAUCGGUGCAUCAUGUGCCAUUCCUAUAAUUUUGCUACAUAAGUAUACACCGGCGAUUUUCUACGCUCCUUUAGCCUGACCGUUUACAUAUGUAUACAAUUAUACAUAGAUAUGUAUACGUGUUAUACUAUAUAGUAGAAAACGUGAUUGUGUCAACGUGUGAUUAAAAAUCACGUAAUUCGUGUUCGUGUCUGUGAUCUACGCGGGUGAUUUCUGUUGACAAAACAGCAGCGUGCAGUAUUUUAAAGGUACUCGGCACAGAACUCGACUCGUUACGAAUGGCAUCGAAAUUUGUUUACGCAUUAAAUAUCGAUGCACCGCUGGCCUUAAAUGUGUCUUUACUUUAAAUGUAACCUCACAUACCGGUUGCGAGAAAUUAUGAGCACAUUGUCGUACGAAGAAAGUUGAGUUUCGUAAAAUAAUAAAUAAAAACUAAACGUAAUUAUGGAAUGGGAAGUACGUUUUCUGACGAUAUCGACGCUGCUGGUCGUCUUCUGUGUACACAGUCUACGGAGUUUAGAAGUUAUUUAUGCGAUAAAUUCUGGAGGAGAAGGACACACUGACAGUUAUGGGAUUCGUUACUCCAAAGACCCUUUGAUGGGCAAAGUUGGGACAGCAUCUGAUUACGGGAAACAAUUAAUUAUCGGCAGGGUGAACGCAAUUGAUCAGAUCUUGUAUCAAACCGAACGCUAUCAUCAUAGCACCUUCGGAUACGAUAUUCCUAUCAGCGGAGACGGUGAUUAUGUAAUGAUAUUGAAGUUCUGUGAGGUUUAUUUCAACUCUCCAAACAUGAAGGUGUUUGACGUGGUCUUAAAUGGAGAUCAUACAGUUGUCACUGAUUUGGACAUCUUCGAGAGGGUCGGUCGUGGCAUAGCUCACGAUGAAUACAUCCCAUUCAAAGUCCAGAAUGGGAAAUUAAUAUACAACGAUGAGGAAUCUGAUAUACUAGCUGGAAAGAUCAGAGUCGAAUUCAUAAAAGGUUACAGAGACAACCCAAAGAUAAAUGCCAUUGCUGUGAUAAAGGGAAAUAUAGAAGAUAUACCACAGUUGGGUCCGAUUCCACAGGAGCCGGAAGAGUAUCAUAAUAUUCAGGAAGACGAGGAGGAAUCUACCGUUCGCAGCCGCCACACAAGCGGACCCAGGACACCAGAUCCUUACUCGAUCGACGAUUCCGCAGUGAUGUUGCCAGUCUUCGUAGCUCUUGGGGCUUUUAUCCCUUUACUAUUUUGUCUAUGUAAACUAUAGGCAGCGAAAUCUUUUGCACACGAAUGCCUUGUACUUAAAAAGGAUGAUAGUAUUCUAAUCAGCUUAGGUGAACAUAGCGCGCGGAUGCGGCGCCAACGUUGAUCGUGUAUAUAGAAAGGAUAUCCUUGUUUUAUAUGCCACAUCAUCGCAUUUUAGUUAUGUAUAUGUAUACAUAUAUAAAGCUGUUUAUUAUUAAUUUAAUUAAACGAACAUAUCUAUAUAUAUUUUUAUGUACGACGAACAACUGAAAUUCUAAAUGACAUGCAUUAAAGACUUCGAAAUGACGAAAAGUUGUGCGCGUUCACGACUUUUGUUACCAUUUUAAUGUGUUCAUUUGCGAGUUAUUUAAUUUUUUUAUUGUUAUGUAUGGGGUGUCAAUUUAUGGAUGUAAAUCGUUUACAUUUUUACAAUGUAUAGCUCUUUGGUGUUCGUAUUCUUAAUCCUUUCUUUCCCAAGUGUUCGAAACUACGGAAAGAAGUGUCGCUAUUCGUUUCUUCCAGUCCUAAUUAUUUUCCACGUGACAUAAAUUUUAAUAAGCUUUUGUUGGCGGAGAUGUCUUCUAUUUAAUAUCGAACACGAAGGAAAUUGAGAAAGAAAGGAUCGAUGCGCUACAGGUACAGACAUUCAUUUAUCCAAAAGAAAAUGUUCGUUCUGGAUUAUAUGAAGUUCUUUUUUUAAUACAAUAUAGAAAAUAGGAAUAAAAGUACACGGUACAACAAAUUAUACUGUACUUUGUUAGACGCACACGAAAUGUCAUUGAUUGAAUUGUGAAAUUCAGCAGAAACUAAAUCUGAAUGGAAAGAAUUUAUGUACAUAUUUUUAUAUUCGAUCUAUUAUGUGUAUUUAGUUAAAAGAAUGUAAACGAGUCCACCGAAUAUGUCAAUGUGAUUUAAAUUUCUUGCGGAUUAAGAUAAAUAAAGCUGUUAAUAUUAUCGAAAA